AUGGUCGGCAAGAAACGACCGCGUGAUAACACUGACAAUGUUUCAUCAAAUGGUGCACCUGCCAAAAUUCAGCACAAGAAGGAUGUACCAUCAACUUCUGCAAAUCCACCGACCGAGCCAGUCGUGAUCGAUCUUGUGUCAGAUUCAGAGGAGGCCGUUGGGGAUCCUGAAGAAGAAAACAAUGACGAAACAAACUUUGCCUAUUCAGAUGUAGUUCAAAAGUUCAUCGAUUCUCUGCCUGCUAGCGGACCAUACACCAUUGCAAACAUCAAUGCAAUUGUGAACAAAGAAAAGUAUAUGAGGACUCCUGAAGAGUUUCGCAAAAUUUGUGAGCUAACGAUUCCAGAUGGAGACCCCCGCUUCAAUUACCAUAAAUUUUCAAAAGAAGUUGUGGUAACAGCAAGGCGUGCGAUAUACGCUACUUUAUAUGAUGAUGAUGAUUCGCCAACUGAAAAAAUGUUCUUCCAAAACUUGGUUUAUAUGGUCGACGUAAAAUCUUUGACGUUACCACCUGACACUGCAGAAGAACACCUCGAACGUGCUCUUUGCAUGCUGCGGAAAUUUGGAAAACUACCGGAAGCAGAGAACAUUAUCCUUAAAGAAUUGCUGCUUAUCCGCAAAACCAGAGAAGACAACCAAAAGUUUUUGGAUUAUGAAGGAACGAUGGACAAAUUCAAACUCAUCCUGAAUGAACUGGAUGAAGCUCUUUCUUUGGAUGCUGCUCGAGGAUUGUUCCAAAUGGCAAAUGUUCUCCCUCAUUUUUGCAUGGCACUGCAAGGAUGCUGGGCAACUCACGUGAAUUUUUGUCUGGCGGGCAAAGAGGAGUUCCCAGAUUUUUUUGAAGAAAUAGAAAAUUAUGAAGAGAUAUCUAAGUUCACGACCAACACUCCUUUGCCACGAGUGCGAAAAUCUGCCCAGCUCAAGAAGAAGACAACCGAGACAAUCAUUCCAAUCGACUCUCUAAUUGCUUCACUCCUUGCUGACUUUGAGGAUGAUGGAAUCAUUUCCCUUCCCCAUAUUGGGUUGUCCAUGGACGUGUUGAAAUACAUGAAACUUCCGAACAAGGCUCGUGAAAUGUGGAAACUUGUGAUUCCGAAAGAUCAGAAGGAGUUUGAGUUUGGUGGACGUAAUUUCAAACGAGAAUCGCUGGAAAUAGUGAGACGCGCCAUCUACGCGUCUUUGUGCAAAAAAGAAUAUCUGAAUGAAAAGGAAGACUACAAAAACUUAGUUUUCAUGAUUGAUUUAAAGAUUUACGACUACUCGGUAGAAAACUCGAUGAGUUUUCUUUCUGAUGCUCUCAAACUUCUGCAGUAUGUUGGACACAUUCCGGAAGCAGAGAAUGAUAUUCUCAAUCAAAUUUGGACAAUCCAAUCGAAGAAUCUGACCAAGAAAGAUCAAUCGGAAAAUGUUUGCGAAAGAAGCCCGUUAGUUAUUCUGGAAAAACUGAAAUCAACAACAUCGAAAAAAGAUGCUGAUGAUGCGAUCUGGGAUCUGCAAGAGCUUGUUCUUCCAAGUGUUUUGGCAGCAAUCAAAGGAGCAUGGAUUCUUCACAAUAACUCGAAUACAAGUACGGACAAGCUUCCGGAUUACUUCAGCAAAAUAACACAGAAUCCAAAAUGGAUUAUUCGUGAUGCCAUUUUAAUUGAACCAUCUGAUCAAUUUGCAUAUCUCAGAACGCAUUACCCGCGAUACAGCAGACCUUACGAGUCAUUAAUUAAUGACUUUAUAAAUAGUUUGAAUAAAUCAAACAAAUUGAAAAUGAAGACCAUAAAAGAGUUCGAUGAUUUCAUAGACAAAAGGAAACUCAUUCAACUUCCACACGGAGUUUAUGAGAUUUGUCACCGUGCUCGUUGUGAUGAUGGCUACCUGUUUGAAGGUCAUUAUUAUAACAAGUACGUUGUCAAAUGCGCUGCUAUGGCAGUAUUUUCUCAUUUAUACCCCGGGAAGUACUUUACUGAAAGAGGAUUCUAUAGAAUGCUGAUUUAUAUGAUUUUUGUCCGUCGCGAAGAUUUCGAAGCUAGAGGCAGUGUCUUGAAUUCUCUUCAAGUCGCUCUGCAGUUGUUGAAGGACUGUGGAGGUCACAAAGAUGCUGAACGAGAUCUGUGCGAGCAAAUGUUUGCGCUUUGGCAAAUCAAAGAGAAAGAUCUGGGAACAUUCGAUGAUGUGCAGGAGGAAGUGCGCUCAGAUCUUGUGAACAAACUGCCCACCAAUCCAGAAGGGAGAAAUGAUGCUGUGAAUGAACAUUUCAAACAUUUUGCACGCAAUAAGUUGCCGUCUAUCGUUCUCGCUUACCAAGGCCAUCAUUUGAUCAGAAAGAACAAGUUUCUUGCAAAAAUUCCUUGGACUGAUUAG
Caenorhabditis remanei is the source of this 2352-nucleotide messenger RNA. RefSeq lists its product as uncharacterized. Lineage: Eukaryota; Metazoa; Nematoda; Chromadorea; Rhabditida; Rhabditidae. The record is from RefSeq and is a predicted model, not a curated record. The transcript has 7 exons. Bases 1 to 2352 code for a protein of 783 amino acids.